Molecule: messenger RNA, 2010 nt
Organism: Ostreococcus lucimarinus CCE9901
Lineage: Eukaryota; Viridiplantae; Chlorophyta; Mamiellophyceae; Mamiellales; Bathycoccaceae
Exons: 2
Coding region: 1-2010 (669 amino acids)
Cellular component (GO): cytoplasm
Molecular function (GO): calmodulin-lysine N-methyltransferase activity
Source: RefSeq, a predicted model, not a curated record
AUGACGGGGGCGGCGGCGAGGCGGGAGGGGGUGGCGAGGCUGUGCGCGGAGAUGACGGCUGGGGCGAGCCGGGCGUCGCUGGCGGAGGCGCUCGGCGCGAGGCCGGUGCUGAUCAAGGCGCUCGAUCGCGCGGUGCGGGAUGACGACGAGAUGAUGAUGGACGCGAUCGGGAGCGCGCUGGGGAAGGCGUCGGAGAUGGCGAAGAGGGAGAGUUCGGUGGAGUUGCGGUCGGUGGCGGGGAGUCAGGUGGGCGAACGCGCGGGGGCGAAGCCGUCGACGCUCGAGGUGCGGCUUCCGGUGUCUGAUAUAGUCGUUCGAGUGCACGAGAGCGAAUGGCGCGACGCUGGGUUGGCCUGGCGCGUCUGGGGGUCGUCGCAGAUCAUGUCGAGGUGUUUAGAUGCGGCGCCCGAGCUUGUGCGAGCGCUCGACGUGUUGGAAAUCGGCGCCGGGUGCGGGCUCGCGGGGUUGACGGCGGCGCGUGUGGGCGCGAAGCGCGUGCGCAUCACCGACGGUGCGCCGGGGGCGAUAGAUGCGAUCGCGCGGAGCGUGAGCGAGCUGCCGCCCGAGUGUGCGGCGACCACAAAGGCGAUGUUUCUAGACUUUCGCGACGACGACGACAUCUUAGCGGGCGUCGUCUCGCUUGAGCAAGCCCGCGCAUCGAAUGAGGCGAGGCACUGGGUGCACGCGCGCUCCGCAGCGCACAAAUCAAUGAUUGAGUCGUGUAAACUUCCCGUCGACGACGUCUUCGACGUUGUCUUGGCGACGGAUGUUUUGUAUUCCGACGAACACGCUGCGCCGCUCGCCGCGAGUCUCACGCGACGAAUUCGGCCGGGAGGAUGCGGCUACAUUCUCAACGUGUGUCGCCACGGAGGCAUUCUCGCCGACUUUACGCACGCUCUGCUGUCUCGAGGGAUGCGGUUGCAAAUAUCCGCCAUCGAACGUUUCGACGGCGAGGACGACGUCAAGGAAUACCAAGGCGGUCAUUUGCACCGCGCCCUGCCGCCGCAAGCCGACGCCUGGUGGACGGCGAGCGCGAAAGAGCUCGUCAAGUUUGGCGCGUCCACCAUCGUCGCCGACGAAGAAGCGUCUAUCGCCAUGCUCGCUGACGUCGACCGCUCGCGCCGACGCACCGCGAUCGCGCUCACCGUAUGCCUCGCAUUGACGACUCGCCGAGCGUUCAUCGCGCACGUCGACGCCGGUGAAGUCGACCCCGCGAUCGACAUGGUGGACGAACACUCCGACAACUAUCGCUCACUCGUCUACGGCAUACGCUGCGGUGCGUGCAAGGCGGUGGUGAAAGAGAUUGGCGAUACGUUUGAUACCGUCGCGGCGAAGCAUAAGCGCGACGCGGGACCGACGAAUGUGUUCGGAUCGCGAUACGUGUCGCUGUUUCGGAGCACGCUGACGCGAGAGGUGGACGGCGUGUGCGCGGCGAACGGGGCGAUCGAACGCGAUUGGGGGUACAGCGAGAAGGGGGCGGAAAACAUUAUCGCCACAAGUCGCGUGUUCGAUCGCAUGGGGAAGAACUUGACCAAGGAGGAAUCAUCGAUGAUACAGUUGACGGUGUACGGCUUGGGACUGUUCACAAAGAAUCCGAGCGAACGAUUUCAUUAUCAAGGCCCACCGGGCAGCGAGAUCUCGGGAAGCGAUAACUUUUCGAUGAUCUCGAACACGUUUGCCAGGCAAACGUUGCGCACGGCGUGUCAAGCGGUGAGCGAUAGCUUAGAAUUCGACGACGCCAUUGACGCGGCUGUGGCCGACAUGGAGAGCGGCUUCGAUUACAGCGUGCAGCACAAACUGUGCCUCGACCUGGACUAUUGCAAAGUCAAGAAUCGUAAAUCAGGUCGGAGUGCCCCGGUGCAGCGCAUCGAACAGGACGACGGUACGGUGGCGUACGAGACGGAAGCGACGGAAGCCGACGAGGACCUCGGCGACCAAGGCGUGAGAAUCGAUCCCGAAGAGCUCGCGAAGCGAGGCGCCGCCGUCGGCGAAGAGAAAACCGAGCUGUGA